AUGCGUUGGUUCUUCACGAAGCUCAGAGAAGUAAUUGGAGACAUUGAGAACCUUGCAUUUGUGACUGACCGGGGACAGUCAAUAAUAAAUGGUAUAGCCAAAGUUUUUCCGGAAGCACAUCAUGGUUAUUGCAUGUACCACAUUCAGGGCAACCUGAAGACUAGGUACCGGGGCAGUGGCAUCGUUGCAUUAUUUAGGAGAGCUGCAGAAGCUUAUAGCUUUGAAGAGUUUACGAAGUUCAUGGGCAAAAUAGAACAUAAAUCAGAAAGUGCAUGGGAAUAUCUAUCAAAUAUGAGGGUCGAACAUUGGGCACGGUCACAUUUUCCAGGACGUCGAUACAACAUGAUGACAUCGAAUAAUGCGGAGUCGCUCAAUACAUUAUUCAAGAAGGAUCGAGAGUUACCAAUUCUCGCAAUAAGUGAACAUAUUCGUAGCAAGUUGCAACAGUGGUUUUAUGAUCGACGUGAGGAAUCCCAGAAUUACACAAGUGUGCUAGCUCCGGCACAGGAAGAUCGACUAUUCAAAACUCUGGAAGUGGCAAAAGCUCUAUUUGUGGAACCACUAGAUCAAUUUCGCUUCUCCGUGAGAUGUGGGCGUAAUGUUGGACACAUUGUAGACUUGAAUGACAAUACCUGCACGUGUAGACAAUUUCAGUUGGAGAGUUUUCCAUGUGCGCAUGCUAUCACAGUGGCUAUGUAUAGAGGAUUUCCACCACACAGCUUAUGCAGUCAUUACAUGGGUUAUUUUUGGAGAGUAGCGUAUGUCGAAACUAUAUUUCCUCUACCAAAUGAAGUCGAGUGGGAAGUUCCUGAUUAUAUUCUAGCACUUAAUAAUUUGUUGUCACCUGAAGUUCGACUGCGUACUCUUGGUUGUAGACGGACGUCUAGAAUACCAUCUACAAGAGAGUUUUCACAACCGCCAUAUUUGAAUUAA
Olea europaea var. sylvestris is the source of this 933-nucleotide messenger RNA. RefSeq lists its product as uncharacterized. The record is from RefSeq and is a predicted model, not a curated record. Bases 1 to 933 code for a protein of 310 amino acids. Gene Ontology annotation, molecular function: zinc ion binding. NCBI's taxonomy places the organism in Eukaryota, Viridiplantae, Streptophyta, Magnoliopsida, Lamiales, Oleaceae. The transcript is spliced from 2 exons.